CCCCGUGAGAAAGAUGGUCGUAGCUCGGUGCUUGGGGUGGGUGCUGCUCGUCCACCAAACUCUCCUGGUGGCUGUCUGGGACCCGAGCAAACUCCCACCGAGUCCACUGGACAAGUCGGAGUUCGACUACAUCGUGGUUGGCGCCGGUUCUGCGGGUAGUGUGGUUGCAAGUCGCCUCAGCGAAGACCCCAACGUCACCGUCCUUCUCCUGGAGGCCGGGGAAGUGGACUCUCAGACGGAGAUACACGUCCCGCUGGCUUACGUGGACCUGCAGCUGAGCCCCGUGGACUGGGCCGAGCAAACGGUGCCCCAGAAACACGCCUGUGGCGGUCUGGAGGGGCGACGAGCGAGAUGGCCGCGGGGAAAGGUACUCGGUGGAUCCAGCUCCAUUAACGCCAUGAUAUACGUGAGGGGAAACCGUGAGGACUACGAUCGCUGGCGGGAGAUGGGCGCGGAGGGCUGGAGCUACCGGGAAGUUCUCCCGUACUUCAAGAAAUCGGAGGAUUUCAGAGGUCGCGGAGAUGACGAAUUUCACGGUACUGGUGGGUACUUGACUGUUAGUCAGUCGACUCAGUUCCGGACGCUGGCUGCGAGGAGUUUUGUAGAGGGAACGAAAGAGCUGGGUUACGAGGAGGUAGACAACAACGGGCGGUCCCAGUUGGGAGUCAGCUUCCCGCAGUACACAAUCAAAGACGGCUGGCGUUUGUCAACCGCUCGCGCUUUCCUUCACCCGGUUCGCGGUAACAGGGAGAAUCUGUAUGUGGUGACAGGGAAAUCGGUCCGGUCGCUGUCCUUUGCACCAGGAGCAUCCCCGACAGUGGACGGAGUUAGAGUGGUCGACACUAAAGAUUGUGCCAACGGAGAAGAAAAGGUGGUAAAGGCUCGAAGGGAGGUCAUACUUACUGCCAGUACAGUUGGGACGACAAAGAUCCUUUUACUAUCUGGUAUAGGUCCAAAAGGCCACCUGGAAGACGUUGGGAUCCCUGUCAGGGCUGAUUUACCAGUCGGGGAGAACUUGCAGGACCAUAUCAUGGUCCCUGUGGGGUAUGUGGCUCCUAGGAUCCCCAUAAACGAGACCAUUUCUCUAUCGGAGCAGCACGCCAGUGAGUCCGGCAGAGGCACACGCGUUCCUGGACACUGGCGUCGAGGACGAGAGAAUCGCCCCCGAUUUAGACAUCAUCUUCUUCGGAGGAAAAGCCGCCCCGAAGCACAUGAAGAACAUCAACGUAUCGCCGGAGGAGGCACGGCGAAUGUUUGGAGAGGGAGCAAUGGAUGAGACUGACAUGGUUGGUUACUCUUUUCUUCCAACCCUCCUCCACCCUACCAGCAGGGGAACCAUAAGACUCAACAAGACCUCGCCCCUGCAAUCUCCACUCAUUGACCCAAACUACUUGGCCGAUCCUCGCGACAUCGAAGUCCUACUCAAGGGCAUCAGGUUUGUUCAGAAAAUUGCAAAUUCAUCCGCUUUCAAUUUCUUCAAUUCGUACGGUGUUCGUCAACGGCUAAUGGCUUUCGGCAGUCGUCACCACACGGAUUCCGAC
Messenger RNA from Geodia barretti, 1541 nucleotides. The record is from the annotation of a GenBank genome assembly. NCBI's taxonomy places the organism in Eukaryota, Metazoa, Porifera, Demospongiae, Tetractinellida, Geodiidae.